AAUCAUCACACAGUAACUUGUGAUAGAAUCUCUCCACUAAUAAGAGAACAACAGUAAGAACAAAAGUCAGUAACCGGAUACACUGCAAGACAAACAGCAAACUUUCAAUGCAAAGGGUUGAAAGUUGAAACAGAAAGGGGUCCCCUUUCAUUAUAAUUAAUUAGAAUAGUUAAUACCAACAAAGGCAAUUCUAUAUCAUUCCACUUGCUAUGCCCUUCCCUCCUAUAAAUUAUACGUCCAUCAGUCUUCUUCCUCACUUUUCUUGCUUGUCUGUAGUUAGCUCUGUUAAUUUCUGCUUCUGGUAAUCCAUGGCAAGCUACAGCUCUUCUUCUGACCAGAAAUCAGACACAUUGGAGGCUGGAAAUGUCGAGGAUUGCAAAGUUCAUGUGUUUAAAUCAUCAUCCGAGUUGCUUGAAAAGCUGCAUGAGAAGUGGAGCAAGGUUGAAAAACAACCAUACCCAGCCAUGUAUUCCAGCACUUAUGGUGGAAUUAUUCUUGAUCCAGCUUUGAUGGUAAUUCCAAUAGAUGAUCACAUGGUUCAUCGAGGCCAUGGUGUGUUUGACACAGCGAUUAUCUUAAAUGGAUUCAUCUAUGAACUGGACGUCCACCUAAACCGCUUCCUCAGAUCAGCUUCAAAAGCAAAGAUUUCCUCACCCUUCCCUCGAUCAACUCUUCGAAGCAUUCUUGUGCAACUGGCUGCAGCAUCACAGAUCAAGAAAGGAACUCUAAGAUAUUGGUUGAGUGCAGGUCCUGGAAACUUCUUGCUCACGCCUGCAGAGUCCUCAACACCAGCGUUCUAUGCAGUAGUCAUCGAUGAGAACUUUUCUCAGUGCAAAGAAGGAGUUAAAGUGAUUACAUCCACUAUUCCCAUGAAGACACCAGACUUUGCAACAAUGAAGAAUGUAAACUACCUUCCAAAUGUCCUUUCAAAGUUGGAAGCUGAAGAGAAGGGAGCCUUUGCUUCCAUAUGGGUUGAUGAGGAAGGUUAUAUAGCAGAAGGUCCAAAUGUGAAUGUUGCUUUUAUAACUCAUGACAAGGAGCUGGUAGUACCCUUCUUUGAUAAGAUCCUUAGCGGGUGUACUGUGCUAAGGCUUCUUGAACUAGCACCAAAACUUGUUGAGCAGGGGCGGCUAAAAGGGGUGAAAACUACAAAUCUUACUGUGGAAGAAGCCAAAAGCUCAGCUGAAAUGAUGUUUGUAGGAAGCACACUUCCUGUUUUGCCAAUUAUCGAGUGGGACGAACAACCCAUCGGGGAUGGAAAGGUGGGAGAACUGACAAUGGCACUCUCAGAUCUGGUUUGGGAGGAUAUGGUAGCAGGCCCGACUGGUACGCAGAGGAUAGCUGUUCCCUACAUAUAGGGGUAAUCAAUUUCAGGAAGGCUGAAGGAAGGCUUCUUGCAUCUAGCUGCCUCAUUGCUCAUUGUCCCUGGUGUUACAAAUGCCUUGUGCAUGCUUCAUCUUUGAUUUCUUUGAUUGUGAAGAUGGAAAAAAAUGAUGGAAUAAAAUACUUGAGAAAGCUUUCUUGGAAGGGAAAUCUUUUAGCAGAAGUGCAUUCUGCAAAAUAUUGAAAACUACAAGAUAGCUUUUUCUUGGAAUGGAAAUCUUUUACCCCUGAGGAACAAUGUAUUCUAACUAUGAACUGCAUUAAUUUGCUCUAGUUCACAGGGAUAGCUUCAAUUCAUGCGUCAUUCGCGUGAGAUGGUUUGGAUUUACUUAAUCUCUUCCCAAUCUGUAUCAGUGUAUGCAUCAUUUGUUUCCUUCA
Messenger RNA from Prunus avium (sweet cherry), 1761 nucleotides. Its product is annotated as D-amino-acid transaminase, chloroplastic. Gene Ontology annotation, biological process: folic acid biosynthetic process. The record is from RefSeq and is a predicted model, not a curated record. NCBI's taxonomy places the organism in Eukaryota, Viridiplantae, Streptophyta, Magnoliopsida, Rosales, Rosaceae. Gene Ontology annotation, molecular function: 4-amino-4-deoxychorismate lyase activity; pyridoxal phosphate binding.